Molecule: messenger RNA, 528 nt
Organism: Naegleria fowleri
Lineage: Eukaryota; Heterolobosea; Eutetramitea; Acrasida; Naegleriidae
Exons: 1
Coding region: 1-528 (175 amino acids)
Source: RefSeq, a predicted model, not a curated record
AUGUCAAAUUGCUGUCAAAAGACAAACCCUGUCAAGAACAUCAUCACCACAACAACAACAUUUCAUGACCUCCUUCUGAAAUUAGAUAUUGACGAUUUUCAAAAAUCAUAUCAUGCACUCAAGUUAAAGCUUCAACAAGUGGAGACAUUUAUUGCUGAAGACACUAUGAGUCCCAAUGGUGAUGUUUAUGAUCUUCAGCACACUUCUCACCAACAACAACAACAUGUAGAAACCAAUCUUCAAAAUGUUCAUUUACCCAAAAAAGGAAACAGUCGACCUUUCACAACAUCGACAAGAAAACAACUUUCAGAAAUUGCAGUCGUGAACAUGGAUCCCAUGCGUCGAACGAAUGAAAAAUCAUCAUCGACCAACCACACAAAAACAACCACCAAUACCCAACGACAUCCCUCACAUGUCUCUUCUCUCACUUAUUCAUCUUUCCAAAUUCACAAAAGAGGACGAAAACUAAAGACCAAGAUACCCAAAAGACAACAAUCAAUGUCUUUUGAAUUUCUGCAAACAUUUUGA